Molecule: messenger RNA, 342 nt
Organism: Ambispora leptoticha
Lineage: Eukaryota; Fungi; Glomeromycota; Glomeromycetes; Archaeosporales; Ambisporaceae
Source: the annotation of a GenBank genome assembly
AUGCAACCACUUCUUACUUCAGUUAGAUUGUCACACCUUGUCUCGAAUUCCGUCAAUAAAAGUAGCGCUCUUAUUCGUACUCGUUCACUGGUCAACUCUUUCAACCACCUUCCGUUGCUAACCUCCGCCACAACAAGACUAAUGAGUAGCGGUGGUCGAAACGAGGGAGUGAUUCGUGAAGCGGAUACUGCGUUCAGUAAAAAGGAAAAGGCUAUCGAGGAUCAAUAUUUUCGUGCUCAUGAUAUUGAAAAAAUAAAGAUUUUACAAGACGAGCUUCGAAAGCAGAAGGAAAAGCUUGCAGAACUUGAAAAUAAAGUUGAUGGGUUAGCAUCAAAAAAAUGA